AUGGUUUUUAUUGGAAAAGACUGGAGAGCUCCAGGUGAUGCUUGGGUUAGAUUGCCACAUACAAAUAACUGGGAACUUAUAAGACUUCGCCCCAUACAAUUAUUAAAUAGUGACAAUAAUACUAUUAUUAUGUCUGGAUCUUCGGAUCGUUUAUAUCAAUUAUCAACUUCUAGUUCAUCUUUAGAAUCAUCUGAUGAAUCUUCAACUAUGUCAACACCACCACCACCUACUGUUCCCAUUGUGAUCUCUAAUGAUGAUACAACAUCAUGUAAUGUUGGGUCAUAUUCUUCUACUAUUUCUGAGUUAAAUGAACCAUGGAUUCCACAUUGUUUUGUUAAAGGAAAUUCAAAAGAGUUUGUUGGUUGUACAAGCAUGAGUGAAGCAUUUCAUCGUCUUGAUCUUGCCAGAGCUGUUGUCGAUGUACGUCGUUUCAAUUAUGUAUGUAAGGUUGUACAAAUUUUGGUUAAUGAAAAAUUAAAAGAUUUAAGUGCCACAUCUAGAAAACAUCUUUUAUCAAUUAUUCAAGCUAUUGUUACUUAUUGUAUUGAAAGUGAUUGCCAUGUCUCAACUGCACGUGAUUUAGUCACUCGUUUUGGAGAUUGUCUAGAAGAGCCCCGUCAUAUUAUCGGAAGUACACAGUUAAUUUCUGAUCAAAUAAAUAAGAUAGAAUGUUUGAUGGAUAUUUUAACAGAUCAACAGCCAAUGACACUUGCUGAAAGUAAUGAAGAUUCAUUAACAUUUUUAGAUCUACCUAAGGAGAUUAUUUCUGUUAUUUUACGUAAAUUACCUGAUCACAUAUCUUUAAUUGAAUCAUCAAAAGCACAUGAAGUAUUUCAGGAUAUAGUUGAUGGUUCUGAAAGAUUAUGGUCAAAUUUAUGUUCUUUUCAUUUUACACAUGAACAAAUAAAACAACAUAAAAAAAAUCCUGAUAUGCCUUAUCGCAAGCUAUUUUACGAGUUGAAGAAGUUUUACGGAUUGAAAGAACAUUAUGCAGACAUUAUUCACAUUUGUUGUCAUUGUAAGGCACUUUUUUGGAAAGAUCAUGGUCAUCCAUGUCUUUCAGAAGAUGCUCCAUCUGUUAGGGUACCACCAAGACAGUUUGUUGACAUGCUUCUUUUUCUUUGA
Molecule: messenger RNA, 1125 nt
Organism: Strongyloides ratti
Lineage: Eukaryota; Metazoa; Nematoda; Chromadorea; Rhabditida; Strongyloididae
Product: F-box domain-containing protein
Exons: 5
Coding region: 1-1125 (374 amino acids)
Biological process (GO): protein ubiquitination
Cellular component (GO): cytoplasm; SCF ubiquitin ligase complex; nucleus
Molecular function (GO): protein binding
Source: RefSeq, a predicted model, not a curated record